UUCGGCGCAAUUAUUCGAGCGAACAGUCAUUUGGUGUCAACUUUUGGUUCAGUUUUGCAAACAAUUGUCUCAAUUGUGUCCACAAUUGGCCACAAAAUAUGUCGAAGAAAAAGGGAUUGAGUUUCGAGGAGAAGAGGACACGAAUGCUGGAACUGUUCCACGAAAAGAAGGAACCGUUUCUACUGAAAGAGUUGGAGAAAUUGGGACCAAAGCUGAAGGGAGUUGUGAUGCAAUCCGUCAAAGAGAUUGUGCAGUCAUUAGUGGCCGACGAUUUGGUAGAGACCGACAAAAUCGGUUCCUCCACUUACUUCUGGUCGUUUCCAUCCAAAGCACUCAAUUCGGUGACCACUCCAACCAUUGCUGCCAUUCUACGCCUCGAGUUCUUUCACCUCCAGAGCCGCCGCCUCCGGCUCCGGUCCCUAUUCCGGCUCAAAGAGCUGCGCGCACUCACGGCUAAGCGCGACGCUGAAUUCCAGGCAGACCUUCGCGAGUUUCUAACGCUAGACAACGUAUUUCUGGUGAAGUCGUGGUGUAAAGAGAAGUUCAAUCUCGAGGACGCGGAACUCAAUAAGCAGUUCGAUAUCCCCGAAGACUUUGAUUAUCCCGAAUGA
This is a messenger RNA of Medioppia subpectinata, 611 nucleotides long. Lineage: Eukaryota; Metazoa; Arthropoda; Arachnida; Sarcoptiformes; Oppiidae. The record is from the annotation of a GenBank genome assembly.